Penaeus monodon (black tiger shrimp) is the source of this 501-nucleotide messenger RNA. RefSeq lists its product as uncharacterized. The coding region runs from base 1 to 501 and encodes 166 amino acids. Lineage: Eukaryota; Metazoa; Arthropoda; Malacostraca; Decapoda; Penaeidae. The record is from RefSeq and is a predicted model, not a curated record. The transcript has 2 exons.
AUGGGGUUUGAGCGGCCAGAAGUAAUGGUUUUUGCAGGAGUAACACAGGAUGAGAAGAACAAAGUAGACGCGCAGGAUUGUGGUAACUACCGGGGCAGCAUGCGGAAGUCAUCGAUACCGGAAGUGCUUUUAAACGUGGUACAAGAUGUGUAUAAUGAGUGUAUGACAGCAGUGAGAAGUGCAGUGGGUACCACAGAAGGGUUUAAGGUGGAAGUUGGAUUACACCAGGGUGUCAGCCUAUUCUUGUUUUCUGUCAUCAUGGAUAAGUUAAAUGAUUGGCUUAAGAAAGGAGCGUCGUGGUCUAUGAUGUAUGCAGACGACAUUGUGUUAUGUAGCGAAAAUAGAGAAGUAGAAAAAGAUCUGGAAAGGUGGAGACAUGCAUUGGAGAGGCAUGGCAUGAAAGUCAGAAGGAAAACAGAGUAUUUCUGUGUAAAUGAGAAGGAAGGAGAUGGCAGAGUUAAGAUGCAAGGGAAAAAUAUCGAGAAAGUGAAUAAAAUGUAG